Gasterosteus aculeatus aculeatus (three-spined stickleback) is the source of this 5273-nucleotide messenger RNA. It is a transcript of the gene atn1, whose product is annotated as atrophin 1. Gene Ontology annotation, molecular function: transcription corepressor activity. The record is from RefSeq and is a predicted model, not a curated record. Gene Ontology annotation, cellular component: nucleus. Lineage: Eukaryota; Metazoa; Chordata; Actinopteri; Perciformes; Gasterosteidae.
GUCUUAUUUCUCCCGGGACUCCAAAAUUGAUGUGUAAAGUUUGAGUAUGGUGGACCGACAGGUGUUGAUGGAGCACUUAGGUGCCAGCAGAAUGAAUUCCAAAGCCAGCACGCAAUGUGUCAACAAGACCACUAUCUCUGGAGGAGAUUUUUCCCUUAACACCCCCAAUAUUCCCCACUCUUUACCCUCUCCCCUUCCUCCUCCACCUGCACUAAAGCCCUUGGAGCUCGGAGGACAAAACCUGCCUGCUGAGGUUAAGAUUGAAAGAGACAAAAUAGAAAAGGCAGACAAACUCUUGGACAAGGCUCAGUCUACUCCUCCUUCUCUGUUGCCACAGGCCGGCCCCCAGCAGCAGUCCCAGCCUCAGACCCAACCAUCCACCCACCCUCACCACUACAGCUCCACCAGCUGGCAGGGUGGCACCGCAACGGGUUGCCAGGGCAGCUGGGGAUACACCCGUUACCCUGGCAACCAUCACCCACACCAACCACAGCACCAGCCCCCUGUGCAACAGCAGCAACUUCCUUCUGUUUACAACCCUCCAUCCUCUCGCCACUCCUCCUCCCACCCUUCUUACCUCCCCCACCCUCACACCCACCCCCACAGGGAGUACCUUCCCAGGUACGCUGGGGGGGGAGGGGACAGAGAGAGGGGGGCUGUAGGAGAGAGGGAGAGGGGAGUGAGGGGGGAGUGUGUGGGGAGGGAGAUCAACAGAGAUUUCUCUGCUCCCAUUGGCAACAGCAGCAACAAUAGUAGUGUGAGUAAUAGUACUACUGCUUGUGGUGGGAUGGGUGGGUCGAAUAGCAUCCAAGGCAGGGAGUUUGGUGGUCUUCCAGUGGGUCAGAACCGGGAUUUCCAAGGUUCUGGGAGGGAUGGACCGAACCAGGGUGCAGAAAGAAGAGACUUUGGUCCAGGUUUCAGAGAUAGAGAGCGGGAAAGGGAUGGAGGGAGGGAGUUUCCUCUGACAAACCAAAACCAGAGUAGAGACUUUGGCCCCAACGGAACUGGGGGGGGGCAUCCCAGAGACAAAGAUGGAGGCCGAUGGGGGGAUUUUGGGGGUCAGACAAGAGAGGUUGUAGGCGUAGGCAACAAUAACCCAAACAACAACUCCAUUGCCCAGGGAAAACCACCAAAUUCAACCGGUGGGCUACCUGCCACCCCAAUGCUAAACCGAGACCCACCCUCGUCACCCCAAAGCAACCCAAGUCAUCCAUCCCAUUCCUCCCUGCCCCCACAACCCCAUCCGCAUCCCCCAAACUCAUCCAGCCGAGACUUCCCUCCUACCAUGGACCAGGCACAAACCCCUCCUUCUGGAGCAGACCACUUUCACAGAGAGUAUCCUCCAACAGGAGGAAAAGACUUUCCUCCCGGUGCUCCUGCAUCCACAGGCACAAAUCGAGAGUACCUCAGCCCCCCUCGGGUAACUCCAAACUUGGGAAGAGAGUAUUCAGGGCCUGUAGGAACCCAUCACCCCCACUCAACUCACCCCCACUACCAGUCUGGGCCCAGAGAAAGAGAGAGAGACUCAAACCUGCGAGAUUCUGCUUUGUACCAAAACCGUGGAGGGCCAAAUCAGCCUCCUGCACUGUCUCCUUCCUCCUCUUCCAGCCAUCAUGGACACCCACCAAAUUCUUCCUUUGCCCCACCACCACCCCAAGCUCCUCUACCCCCAUCUCAGACCUCGCACACCCAGCCACCCCUUUCAGGCAUUGCACCAAAUGUACGUCCCCCGCACUAUCAGUCGUCCGCCCAGACCCCUUCAACACCUUUAUCUCCAUUACCCAGCCCAUCCACAAAUCAAAUGGGAGGCUUCUCAUCUUUCUCCCCUGGCUCCUCAUCUGGACCCAAUAUGCCCCCUCCUGGACCAGGUGUGUCACCUGGAUGUCGUCCCUCCCCUUUCCAUGGUACUUUGAACAGCCACCCUCCUUUCAGUGGAACUUACCACUCCAAUGGUAGUGGCAGUAACAGCAAUAGCAACAGUAGCGCACCCAAUAGCAGCAAUACCAACUCACAGGCAGUCUCACCUCAAAAUGUUUCAAAAGGACCUCCACCUCUUAGUAACUCAGCCAACAACAAUAGCAGCAUUUCAACCCCUGCUUCCAGUUCUUCAGUCUCGGGCGGAGACGGACAUUUGGAUUCUGGCCCACCUCCCACACCUGUUAUCAAAGAAGAACCAAUAGAAGAAAGGGAAGAGACUGAAAGCCCACCACCGGUGUUGAGAAGUCCCUCUCCUGAACCAAAACCAGUAGACAUUCCCAUCCACGCCAGUCAAUCAGCAAGGUUUCACAAGGUCCUGGACCGUGGUAGCGCAAAUUCCUGUGCCCGCAGUGAUGUCCUUUUUGUCCCUUUGGACGGCUCCAAACUGUGGAAGAAGAGGAAUGAGGUGAUCGAAAGGGCUCGCAGGGAGGUUGAGCAGCGGGCCAGAGACCUCAGAGAAAAAGAGAGAGAGCGGGAGAGGGAGCGGGAGCGUGAGAGGGAACUAGAUCGACAUCUACAGCAGCAGAAGGAUAUUAACGCCGCUGGAGGGGGUCGCCAGGGGUCCUCUCUCUUCUUCCCCUCCUCGUCUUCGAUCAUCCUUGACCCUUCAUCUUCUUCCUCUUCCUCUAACAACUCUGUCUCCCACCCUCCCCAUCACCCCCAACAUCAUCACUCCCAUCCGCAUGCUCACCUUGCUCAAGCCCACCAUCUCCACCCAAGCCUGGCUCACUCCAUUCCCCACUCCCUCCUUCUGCCAUCCAUGGGUGGGACAUCUACAGUUGUUGGCCCCCAAGGAGCCCUUGGAAUAGGUUUAGGAGGUCCAUAUCUGGGCCCUGACACCCCAGCACUGAGAACCCUGAGCGAGUAUGCUCGCCCUCAUGCUAUGUCUCCACUCGGAGCAGCAAGUCGUGCCCAAGCGCACCACGCGCAAGUUCACCAUGGACAUCCCCACGUCCACCCAUCAUUCUUCCUUCCUCAGUUCCAGAAUCAUGCUUUAGGCCACCCGCAUCACCUGCCAACUGAUGCAGCUACGGCUGCAGCCAUCUUGGGUUUUCUGUAUGGUGGCAGCCUUGAAGGGGGUCCAGGUGUUGGAGGCCACGCUGGAAUGGCAGGAGGGCCAAUACCGGGAGGGAUGGGGGGUGCAGGGUUUGGAGGAGUCGGCUUUCCCCAUGCAGUGGCUGCACAUCGAGAGCGAAUGAAGCAAGGAUUUGAAUUUAAGAGUGAUGAGCGGAUUUACCAGCCAGGAGCAAUGCCUGAUCACGCUGCUCUUGCCCUUGCUCACUCUCAUUCUCAUGCCCAUGCUCAUGCCCAUGCUCAUGCUCAUGCACAUGCUCAUGCACAAGCCCAAGCCCAAGCCCAGGCCCAGGCACAAGCCCAAGCCCAAGCCCAUGCCAAUGCCCAUGCGCACGCACAUGCACAUGCACAUGCACACACACAUGCACACUCCCUGCUACUUGGAGGAGGUGCAACAGGAACUAAUGAGGUGACACUAUAUGGCACUCCUCCUCCUCCCACUCCGACUGGCCCCCCGCACCUGCAGAGCCCUACCCUGGCCCCAGUAACUCGACCCCCCAACCCUCCUGCCUCUCAGUCCUUGUCCAAUCCACCCCCUUCAUCUCUCCUAACACCCACUCUUCCCUCUCACCCAUCAUCGGCACCACCGGCUGCCCCCCCAACCCCAACAGGCCCAGCUGCUCCUCCGCCAGCUCCUCCUCCACCUGCUCCACCAACAUCCAAUGCCUCCUCGCUUCAUCAUCCGGUCCCCCAUUCUUCUUUUCCCAGCUCCCUGUCCUCUCAUUUGCCACCAGCCGCUACUCCAGCCGCUCCCCCAGAUAACUACCCCACUCCUACUCGCUCUCCUGCCCCCUAUGAGCGCGACAGGAGUGGGGAAAGAGAGCGGGAGAGGGAGAGAGACAGAGCAGCUUUGCCGGCAUUUGGGGACAGAGAGCGAGAAAGAGAAAGGGAGAGAGAAAGAGAAAGGGGAGGAAGUGGUGGAAAUGGAGGAGGAGGAACAGGAGGAGGAACGGGAGGAGGAGGAGGAGGAGGAGCGGGAGGAGGAACAGGAGGAAAUGGAGGUGGAGGAGAGAAUCUGGGACGUCUUCAGAUGUUGAAUGUGACACCUCAUCAUCACCAGCAUUCCCACAUCCACUCACACCUUCACCUGCACCAGCAAGACACAGCGACGGGCGGGGUACUACCCCUGAUGGACCCGUUGGCGUCGGGGUCUCCUUUGACACGCCUCCCUUACCCAGGAGCCACACUAGGCACCCCCAUCCUGGCUCACCCCCUCACUGACAGCGAGGUGCUCCGCCAACAGCUGUUCGGUGAGGAGAAGGCUCCUCGUCCAUGUGCUCCUUUCCGUGACCUGCCCCAGCCGUCCUCCCUCACUGGUCCUAUGUCGGCAGCCCAUCAGCUGCAGGCCAUGCAGCAGGCCCAGAGCGCAGAGCUGCAGAUCCAGCGACUGGCUCUGGAACAACAGUGGAUCCAUCACCAUCACCACCACUCCCUCACCCAGGACGAGUAUUACAGUCACCUGAAGAAGGAAAGUGACAAAUCCCUGUGAGGGAGGGGUACGACAAAGAGCAACAUGGAGAAAAAACGAGGGAAAAUCUGUGCAAAAUGAAACGCAAAAGAAAAGGCUCUGACGACAACAACAAAGAAAGCAAAGACUCCAAACGAAAGCUGGACUAAUGGACGGGGAACCUACUGAAGAAAACAAGAAGCUUCUUGAAGGAUUAAGGAAAGAAGGGCGCCUGAAAAUGUUGCACACAAUCCCUGCUAGCUGCACCACGUUGAAGAUCCAGACUCUGGCGCUUCCCCGCAUAAUGUUCUCAAACUCCAGUCCUGUUUUGUAUCGUGCUCUGUACAGUAUAUUAGAUGGGAGAGGCCAUAGUGAAGUACAGUAUGUGUAAAAUACUCGAUGCCAGAAGGAAUGUGUACAUGAGUCUCUUUUAUGUCUUUGCAUGUAGCUAGGCGCUUAUUCUGAACUGGUGGAACUUUUGGUUCUGUUUUUAGUAAUUACCCCCCUCAUUUGUAUUUGAGGGGCGUUCUAUAUGCAUGAGACCAGCAAUUUAGUGUUAUGUUAUGUUUAUUAUCAAUAGUGUUGUUAUUAUGAUUAAUGUUGUCUGUUUGUUGAUAAUGAUAUAAUUAUAUAUACAGUACAUAUUAUUUGUAUUAUUUUUUUACAUUUUCAUGGUAUGGCAGUUGGUUUUUAUUUUAUUUUUUAUUUUCAAUUUACCUUGUGAAACAAGAUGCAAAUGAAGGAAAAAAAAUCUGGAAAUAAAUUAUAAUCUUUU